Messenger RNA from Aspergillus ruber CBS 135680, 1650 nucleotides. Its product is annotated as amidase. The coding region runs from base 1 to 1650 and encodes 549 amino acids. The record is from RefSeq and is a predicted model, not a curated record. NCBI's taxonomy places the organism in Eukaryota, Fungi, Ascomycota, Eurotiomycetes, Eurotiales, Aspergillaceae. The transcript is spliced from 7 exons.
AUGAGUACUACAUGGGAACAUCUCGCGGCCGAGAAACGGGGCCACAUUGAUAAGUCCAUUCCUUCAGAAUGGAAAAUUUCUCAGCCUGCCCAGGCUAAUGUCAUGGAUGUCCCGGCGAACUCGGGGAUUCUCUCAGCCGAGGAGCUCAAGAUUACCGAAUCCACGGCGACGGACUUGGUCAACAAGUUGGCAAAGGGGGAGUUGAAAGCGGUGGAUGUGACGCUGGCAUUUUGCAAACGUGCGGCAUUGGCACAUCAAUUGGUCAAUUGUGCUCUGGAAUUCUUCCCUGAAGCAGCCCUGGCGCAAGCCAAGGAAUUGGAUGAGUAUUUCGAGAAGCACAGGAAGCCAGUUGGACCGCUGCACGGAUUGCCAAUUUCUUUAAAGGACCAGGCGCGAGUGAAGGGAAUUGAAACCUCCAUGGGAUACGUCGACUGGAUCGGCAAACACGAAACCUCCGACUCCGUUAUAGUCUCCCUCCUUCGCAAAGCCGGAGCUGUCUUCUACGUGAAAACGAGUAUUCCGCAAACACUAAUGGUCUGCGAGACCGUUAACAACAUCAUCGGGAGAACCGUCAACCCCCGGAAUAACAACUGGUCGUGUGGUGGUAGCUCCGGAGGUGAAGGUGCCAUAAUCGGAAUCCGGGGAGGAGUAAUCGGUGUUGGAACAGACAUUGGUGGCUCCAUCCGUGUACCGUCGGCGUUCAACUUCCUUUACGGUAUCCGUCCUAGUCAUGGUCGAUUGCCAUACGCGCGACUCGCAAACAGUAUGGAAGGCCAGGAGACAGUCCACAGCGUGGUUGGCCCAAUUGCGCAUUCUGCAGCAGACCUGCGACUGUUUUUGACUUCGGUUUUGAGGGAAGAGCCCUGGAGUUAUGACCCCAAGGUCAUUCCCAUUCCCUGGAGGUCUGAGGAAGAAGAGGAUACCAAAAAGAAAUUCAAGUCUGGUGGGCUGAACCUGGGAUUCUUUAACUGUGACGGCAAUGUCCUUCCUCACCCACCAGUCCUCAGGGCUGUAGACACCGUCGUCAACACACUGGCAAAGAACGGUCACAACAUCAUUCCAUGGACUCCGUAUAAACACGACUUCGCAGUGAACAUGGUCAACGGUAUCUACGCCGCAGACGGAAGCACUGACGUCUACCGCAGCAUCAAUGCCUCCGGUGAACCCGCCAUUCCCAACAUCAAAGACCUCCUCAACCCCAACAACCCCAAAAUCGACAUCAACGAGCUCUGGGAUGUUCACCUCCAAAAAUGGGCCUACCAAUCCGAAUACCUCACCCAAUGGCGCCUCGCCGAAGAGCAACUCGGCGCCGACAAAACUCUCGACGCCAUCAUCGCCCCCAUCACCCCGACCGCAGCUAUUCGCCACAACCGCUUCAAGUACUACGGCUACGCAUCUGUGAUCAACCUGCUCGAUUUCACAAGCGUGGUUGUUCCCGUUCUGUUUGCGGAUAAAAAUGUUGAUGUUAAGAAGGAGGGGUAUGAGCCAUUGAAUGAGAUGGAUAAAGAGGUGCAGGAGGAGUAUGACCCGGAGGCGUACCAUAGAGCACCAGUUGCGGUGCAGGUUAUUGGAAGGAGAUUGAGUGAGGAGAAGACAUUGGCGAUUGCGGAGGAGGUGGGGAGGUUAUUGGGGAAUGUGGUGACUCCGUGA